This is a messenger RNA of Phalaenopsis equestris, 504 nucleotides long. RefSeq names its product two-component response regulator ARR10-like. Lineage: Eukaryota; Viridiplantae; Streptophyta; Magnoliopsida; Asparagales; Orchidaceae. The transcript has 3 exons. The record is from RefSeq and is a predicted model, not a curated record. Gene Ontology annotation, molecular function: DNA binding. Gene Ontology annotation, biological process: cytokinin-activated signaling pathway; phosphorelay signal transduction system. The annotation marks the transcript as partial.
AUGAUUACUGAUGUCAAUAUGUCUGAAAUGGAUGGAUUUCAGCUACUAGAGAUCGUUCAGAAUGAAAUAAACUUGCCUGUAAUCAUGAUAUCUGUUGAUUCUGAAUUCGAAGGAGUCCUGAAAGCUAUUAACUAUGGGGCAGUUGACUAUCUCGUUAAGCCUGUGCGCCUGGAAGAACUAAAACUUAUCUGGAGGCAUGCAGUUAAAAGAUAUCUUAAUGAAAAAAAGGAUGCUAAUGAAAUAAGAUCUAAAGAUGUCCAGAUUUCAGAACUCGUCAAAAAAUCUAAAUAUCGUGUAAGAGAAAGAAAUGAUGAUGCUAACAAUGAUUCUGAAGAUGGCUUACCCUCACAAAAGAGAGCUCGAUUUACUUGGACGUCCGAGCUCCAUGCUAGAUUUAUCGAUGUCGUUAACCAACUUGGUGUAAAAAAGGCAGUCCCUAGAAAAAUAUUUGAUAUGAUGACAACUCCGGAACUUACUAGAGAAAUCGUUGCCAACCAUUUACAG